Messenger RNA from Aureobasidium vineae, 903 nucleotides. Lineage: Eukaryota; Fungi; Ascomycota; Dothideomycetes; Dothideales; Saccotheciaceae. The record is from the annotation of a GenBank genome assembly.
AUGGCCAUCCAACCGUAUGGCAUGACGCACGAGAGUCCCGACCUGAGCCUCCCCCACACCGACCCCACGGAUGCCAACACUCAAGGAGCUGCUGCCGGCAANAAGGGAAGAGCCCAGCGCGAGCUCUCCAACACAAAACGUGCUGCUCAGAAUCGUGCCGCCCAACGUGCCUUCCGCAUGCGCAAGGAGCAACACAUCAACAAGCUAGAGGAUGACUUGAAGCAAUACCUGGUCAUGGAGGAGAACUUCAAGACCCUCCAGCAUGAGAAUGUAGCUCUGAGAGACUACAUCACUCUUCUGCAGGGCAGAAUGACGGAAAAGAACAUCAGCUUCCCACCCACACCUGAACAGGGUCCUAUGCGAUCUGCUUCGCUCUCGGCACCCGACAACCAGCCCAUGCACCAGGAUCAAGACUCCGUCUAUCAUCCUGCGCCCGUUCAGCAACCCAUUCACCAUGAUCAACAUGACCAUCAUGAACAACAUCGCUACCCCGAUCCUUCCCCUCCACAGAGCCAUCCCGCANNCCGUCCAACGUCUAUCCUCAACCCUCCCACGACCAGCAGCAUCACCAACACGACCCUGCAAUUCAUGCUCAUUCUGCACCANCAAGACACUGCCAGCGACUCUCUUCCUGCUGCAGCUAUAAGUCAGCUCCAGGCUGCUGCUGCUCAAGCAGGUAGCAUGAACCGUCCACCUUCUCCGCCUCCUACACACCAUGACCAACACCACCAACCUCAUCCUCAAGAUCCUCAAUAUGUGCGCGCCAGUGAGUAUCCUGCUCACAAACGUCUCAGACUUGAUUCUCCUCCACACCAGACACGUAAGUACUCGAAUUAUGAGAUCGUUUCUUCCACAUCUGCUAACCAUCAAGCAGAGGCACUGAGUGACAAGCCAGACGCUUAG